Messenger RNA from Galdieria sulphuraria, 1101 nucleotides. RefSeq lists its product as uncharacterized. Bases 18 to 428 code for a protein of 136 amino acids. The record is from RefSeq and is a predicted model, not a curated record. The transcript is spliced from 2 exons. Lineage: Eukaryota; Rhodophyta; Bangiophyceae; Galdieriales; Galdieriaceae.
AGUUUGAAAUUGACCUUAUGAUAACUUUGGUCAAACUCAACUCUGUUAAAAGCUACAGUGUCGCUGGGGAGUUGACAGUAACUUUGUUACAACCUAUUUUUCUCCUUUCACAACAAUACUAUGGUUUGAGAUUGGUUAUACAUAGCAAAUUAUUUAUUGUUCCAGUAGCUUUUUUCAUAUCUCCAAUUAGAAUAUUUUCUUUCAUAAAACUCACUAGCCAUGCAAGAUACUAUAUCUCCAAUGGAAAGGAGACAAUACAUAGUCCAGUUGGAAAAUAUAGAAUAUUUACUUCUGAAACUUUUCCGACUUUAAUUUCUAACUCUUUCGUCGUUUUAGUUGGACAAGUGGAUUUCUAUUAUCUACGUUUCUUUGCUAAGUCCUGGAAUUCAUUCUUUCAUAACCGUCCAUCGAGUUCUCCUGAGCACUGAGUUCCUGGUAGACUUGGUGUUUUUUUGUGUAUCACUUUUUCUAUCUUUUUGACGUCUACACACUUUAUGCAACACUUGUUGUUGUUUGAACUUGUAGUAUUAAAGGGAAAUUUGAGAUUUGAAUUUUCGAGAAGAGAGCAAAGACAAAGGAGUUUAUGCUGUUGUUGAGUUGAAGCAAAUUACUCCACUAGUUGUCUCGCAAGUCCAUUUAGUUUUACAGAUAAUUGUUUCAGAGCAAUUUGCAUAUUUAUUAGGAGUUGAAAUUCUUCUCUUAUAGUCGGUUGUUGGGAAUCAGUCUUUGGGUUAAUAUUUCCAAGAUAUUCUGCGAGAACAAGAAACCAGUCAGACUCACAGUUGAGUGUAUUGGUCAGUUCACAGAGUAACUUUCUGUAUGUUAGAUUUUUGUCCUUUGUGGCUAUUUUCAAGACGGAGAAGUCAGUCUGUAGCUCCGCAACAGUUUUUGGAGUGUAAGCACUAUUCGCACUGUUUGUAAAACCGAUUCAUUUCCCAGGAUAGCGUAGUAAAGUCUUGUGUAUCCUUCAUUGCUCAUUUUUUGAUGGAUGUUUGUAUUGUGAUAGCCUUUAAUCAAUUCUCUAUUGAUUUGAAAUAUUUAUUAUCGAUAGGGCUCUAGGCGAUUGCUCUGAAUGAGUGCGAGCUUACCUUUUUUCAAUUU